GUCUUUAUCUUCAGGUGGUAUGUAGGUCUCGUCUGAAUCUACUGAUAACAAGACCAGGUAUCAAGUGUACAUAUACAGAUCAUAUCAAGCGGGACUGUGGGGAAGGAAUUGUCUACUAGCAAACUAGGUCCGGCCACAGAUAAUUGCAUGCUAUUCUCCAUUAUAAAAUACAACUCAUCAUGGACGAAAAGACAAGACUUUUAACGGAUACGAGCGGCCGCCCAUUUGAGGGAUUUGGCGAAGAAGAAGAGACGUUGUAUACCCCGCAAUAUUUAGCCAUAAACGCUGCAGACCCCAAACUCAGUGAUAAUGCUGCCACUUUUGAGGACUUAGUGUCUGAGCGUACACGAAUAACUACCCCAAAGUUCGACGACGGUCUUCUAGCCCCCGUCAACAGCAGCCCGGUUACCCAGGAGGUGGAGGUGAAGGUCAAGUUGUAUAAACGACGAUGGUAUAUUUUGGUCGUGUUCGGUUUAUUCGCGGCCACACAGAACAUUAUGUGGAACACCUUCGCUCCCAUCUCCGCAGCCAGUGAAGAUGCAUUCGGUUGGGAUGACGGGACGAUAACCACACUGACUAACUGGGGACCGAUAUCCUUCAUGGUGGCAGCCGUGUUCUUCUCUUGGGUCAUUGACGUGAAAGGUAUUAGGCCUGCCGUUGUGUCCAGUAUGAUGCUGGUAACAGUGGGGUGCGGUAUACGGUGUAUCUCCUCGACGCCACCUCUCGUAACAUGGCUCAACCACGUCGGGGCCGCAUUGAACGGGUUGGGUGGGCCAGUGGGAAUGUUUGGUGUUCCUGUCCUCUCCAGUGUCUGGUUCGGUCCUCACGAGAGGACAACAAGCACUGCUCUCACCCUCGUCAUCUCCAACAUGGGACUCGCCUUGAGUUUCGUAGUAGGGCCAAUUUUAGUGCCGGAUCGUACCAACCCAAACUGCACCAAUGUAAAAAACAACGAAAGUAUCCAUAUGACGACAUAUACAUCCGACCUUGAGGAGUCAGGCUGUUCCCUGUACUUCAAUACAUCAGGAACAAGGAUAGCAGAAGAGCGGAAGGACAUUAUGUUUAUGCUGUAUGUUGUGUGUGGAUGGUCCGUAUUCAUCCUCCUGAUCAUCUUGUUGUACUUCCCCAGCAGACCGCCUCUUCCCCUUGUUUGUCAGCGUCGAAAAAGAGGGAGAACUUCCUGGUGGGACUCAAAACUCUCUUCAGGCGUGGUCAGUUCUGGCUGCUCGCUCUAAUAUACGGUCUGACCCUUGGAGUAGCCAACUGCUGGACAGGCUUGGUGGACGUCAUUCUCAAGCCGUACGGAGUAACUCAGAAACAGGCCGGCUGGAUGGGGUUCUACGGCAAUUUGGGCCAGAUGGGG
Molecule: messenger RNA, 1363 nt
Organism: Haliotis rubra (blacklip abalone)
Lineage: Eukaryota; Metazoa; Mollusca; Gastropoda; Lepetellida; Haliotidae
Product: solute carrier family 49 member 4 homolog
Exons: 9
Coding region: 180-1235 (351 amino acids)
Cellular component (GO): membrane
Source: RefSeq, a predicted model, not a curated record